This is a messenger RNA of Necator americanus (New World hookworm), 2769 nucleotides long. RefSeq lists its product as uncharacterized. The coding region runs from base 1 to 2769 and encodes 922 amino acids. Gene Ontology annotation, biological process: molting cycle, collagen and cuticulin-based cuticle; endocytosis. The transcript has 24 exons. Gene Ontology annotation, cellular component: cytoplasmic vesicle membrane; plasma membrane. Lineage: Eukaryota; Metazoa; Nematoda; Chromadorea; Rhabditida; Ancylostomatidae. The record is from RefSeq and is a predicted model, not a curated record.
AUGAAGGUCGUCGCUGAAGAUUCGGUCGCGAAAGCAGCGAUUACUAUGGAACCUGUACUGUCCAACGCGUCGGAUUCCGGGAAGAAAGACACGAUAUUGAUCCGAUGGAUUACUCGAUUCUACCAUAGAUGGGCACUUUUUGUGGCUGAUCACGCUAUCCUGACCAUCGUCAUUUGUACCAUAUUGAGUUUGGUCGGCACAGCAAAGAUCGUUACCACUCCGAAUGAGAACGACAUUACCGGCUACACUCCGUAUGGAGCCAGAGCCAGAGAUGAACUCGAUGUUGCUGGGGAAUUCUUUUCACGUGGAGGUAGCGGUAUUGCAAUUUUCGUUUUAAUCCUCCCAAAAGACGGAGGAAACGCUUUACGACUGGAGGUUCUCGAUGAGGCUAUUGAGGUUGAAGAGAAAUUAUCGACGAAUUUCACGAUACUGAAUCCACAUACAAACCAAAUGGAGCCCUAUCGUGAUUUUUGUUUCAGUUUCUGUCAAAUCAAUGAGCCUUUCGUACAGUUUGCGAGUAGCUAUAUUGUCCAGAAAUCUCUCGCUGAAAAAGGUACUCCAAUAAAUACUAGGAUAGAGCUGACAUAUCCAAUAAGCACUUUCUAUGAUCGCCGAAUAAAUAUCCAGCCACAUUUUUUCGGCUUAGAAUUCACCGACGAUCCGUUGCCUGAUGGUUCGAUUGAUUUGAACUCGACGGAGGUCUCAACCAAACUUCAUAUCUCGAAUUUGAAAUCAGCGAAGAUGCUAGCGCUCCAACUCCGAGCCGAACGAAAGGAUUGGUGGACGACGCAAAUGGUGAAAGAAUUUGAACUCAGCAUUACAGAAUACUUUGAGAAGGAUUUUGUUUCGUCCAAUAUACGAGUGCUCACCUUGUCCACGUCGUUCGUAGAGGCGGAGGUAGUUCGAGCUGGUAUGAGUCUUCUACCAUUUCUUGUGGUUGGAUUCGCGAUUAUGGCCUGCGUCUCAUCGCUUACAACGUUUUUAAGCGCUCUUUUUAUGGAUCAAGUAAGCAUCCACAAGUUCUCGUUGGCUGUCAUGGCAUGUAUCUGUCCGUUCAUGGCCUGUGGUACAGCACUCGGUGCCCUCUUCUUUAUCGGAGUCAGAUUCGGCUCGAUCCUCUGUGUGACACCAUUCCUGGUAUUAGCUAUUGGAGUCGACGAUGCUUACCUCAUGAUCCAUUCUUGGCAAAGAGUCACAAAAGAGUUGAGGGAAAAUCCUGUCAAAGGAGACUGUGCCGCGUAUCGAUUAGCUCAGGUCCUUUCCGAUACUGGCCCAGCUAUAAUGAUUAGUGCGUUGACGAAUAUGUCAGCCGAUACGGUAGGAGCUUUCACCAGUUCCCCGGAGAUCACAUUACUAUGCUAUGGAAAUGCGGCCUGUAUUCUUGUCGACUUUAUCUAUCAGAUCACCCUCUACAGUGCAGUGAUGGUAAUUGCUGGUCAUUUUGAGGUGGAAAAUGAACGAGAACUGAGCCUUACUCAACGUGUGGAAUGUGGAGCUGAUGAUGCUGUUGACAGUAUCGAUCAAAAAUCCGUCUCCUCAACGUUGGAAAAGCUCACCUGCAAAUUCUCCACGUUUCUCGACAACUACGUCACGCUCGUCACGAACAAAUUGUUUAAUUUUGCUGUGAUUCUGGUAUGGAUCAUCUUCUUAGCCGUAUCCAUAAAGGGAAUCACACAAAUGCCAAUUAAUUUGACACCGAAGAAGAUGUUCUCUAAAGAUUCUUCUCUUCUAGAGAUGGACGAUCUCAGAGUUUCCUAUGUGAUUCCACAUUUCACUUUAGCCACGGUAUUUGUGAACAAACCAGGCAACCUCUCGGAUCAACAUCGUCUAGCAAGGCUAAAUUCGCUCGUUAACGAAAUGGAAUCGUUACCGGGAGCGUGGGGAAACAGAAGUUCCAACUUCUUCGUGCGAGACUUCAUCGAAUACGAAAAAGGGAUGAGCGAAUUUGAACCAGAGGACAGCGAAAAGGCUACAAAAGGUCCAAAUUCUUUGAAUCUAAAAGAUUUACCAGCUUUCUUGGAAUGGCCUGAAUACGAAUUCUGGCGAGGUUUCUUGCGUUUCAACGAGAACUCUACCGAACUGGAAAGAUUCUUCCUAACCACAGCUUAUCAUGGUGAUGACCUCCGUGAAUGGAUCAAUCGAGAUAAACUGUUGAAGAGUUGGCGAAAUGUUGUGGAUCGCUAUGCACCUGAAUUUAAUGUGACCGUUUAUUACGAUGACGGAAUAUAUUUGGAUCUUAUUGAAAAUAUGCCAACUGAUACUUGGCAGUCGGGUGUUGCUACCAUUUGCUGCAUGGCUAUCGUAUGCUUCAUUUUUAUGUGGGACCUUCCGACAGUUCUCAUCACCACAGGAGUUAUUGCAAGUAUUAUGACAGGAAUUCUUGGCCUAUUGUCGUGGACAGGAACAGAUCUCGACCCGAUUGUUAUGGCUGCACUUAUCAUUUCUAUUGGUUUUUCCGUGGAUAUCCCAGCACAUGUCUCUUAUCACUACUACAGUGCCGGAUCUCAUAUUCCUCCCCCAAUUACCGCCAGACGUCGAUUACGGUACUGUCUGUCUUCGGUUGGAUUCCCGGCUCUUCAAGCUUCGCUCAGUACGAGUUUAUGUGUGCUGGCCUUACUCUUAGUUAGUAUCUACAUGUCACAGGUUUUCGUCAAAACCAUGAUCAUAUGCAUGACUCUAUGCGUUCUACACGGUCUAGUGCUCAUUCCAUGUCUAGUCAGCAUCGCUGAUCCAGUACUGAUAAAGCUGCAACGGUCUAAAAAAGCAUAA